This is a messenger RNA of Quercus robur (English oak), 1170 nucleotides long. Its product is annotated as G-type lectin S-receptor-like serine/threonine-protein kinase CES101. The record is from RefSeq and is a predicted model, not a curated record. Bases 1 to 1170 code for a protein of 389 amino acids. Lineage: Eukaryota; Viridiplantae; Streptophyta; Magnoliopsida; Fagales; Fagaceae. The transcript has a single exon.
AUGGAUAUUCUUCGAAAACUUGUGCUUGGUUUAUUGUGUUUGCUACUCUUCCUCGGGCCAUCUUCCCAGCUAGACAGAUUAUUGCAAGGACAGGUGAUGAAGAAUGGGGAUGAAUUAAUUUCAGAUCAAGGAAUCUUUAUACUAGGAUUCUUUAGCCUUACAAAUAACAAUUACUACUUAGGAAUAUGGUACAACGACAACCGUGCACGCCUGGAGAAUUUAGUGUGGAUUGCCAAUCGGGACACUCCAAUCUUUAACAAAUCUGCAAGUCUUACCAUUGAUGACCACGGAAACUUGAAAAUUUCAUACAAUGUGAGUCUUUCUAUCAUAAUAUAUUCCGGACAAGAAGGAAGUAAUACAAGUGCUGUUCUACUUGAUACUGGUAAUUUUGUACUGCGCGAACUGAAUUCAGAGGGAUUUGUGAAACGGGAGUUGUGGCAAAGCUUUGAUUAUCCUACACACACACUUGUGCCAGGAAUGAAACUUGGAGUUAACUGGAAAACAGGUCAUACACGAUCUCUAACUUCAUGGAGAGGUGUGAAGGUACCUGACACAGGCGCCUUUACCUUUGGCCUAGACCCUAAUCAUACAAAUCAAUUGGUCAUCUUGUGGCGUGGGAACACCUAUUGGACUAGUGGGUCUUGGAACAACGCGUAUUUUAACUCAUCUCCAUCACGGCGCCUAACAAAUUCCUACUGUAAUUUUAGCUACAUAUCGAAUGAGAAUGAAACAUACUUCAGCUACUCUACUGUGCAAACAAAUUCCCCACAGUUGACGAUAGAUUACUUGGGAGCACUUUCUGUUGAUAGCGGCAGUACCCUAGUUAAUUGUACUUCUGCUUUCUCUUAUUUCAGUGAAGGAUGUGUGGCGAAAGAGCUUCCUGUGUGCAGGAGUCCUAAUGAUACAUUUUCUCCAAAUUACGAUACUUGGGACAACAUGGAGGGAUUGAUGUUUGACGAAGGUGACAACCUGACACUUAUGGAUUGUGAGGCCAAGUGUUUGAACAAUUGUUCUUGUGUUGCCUAUGCAUCUACGAAUCCGGAUGCCCAAACUGGCUGUGAGAUUUGGAGCACAACGAUUCCUCUGUCGGAUGUUAGUAUUCCACGGACAAUAUACUUCCUUGAUUCAGAAGGUAAGUCUAAUUACUUCAUGCUUAUAUUUUUAAUUUAG